UUUCAGAUGAUUCUAAAACUUUGUCUCCUGGCCACCCUUUUUGGGAUAACCAAUGCCGCUUGUCCCGACAGUAGUGACCAAGAAAUCAGAGGAUUCUGUUUCAAGUUUGUGGUUCAAAAGAUGACAUACACUGAUGCUCGUAAUUGGUGCCACUACCAGAAUCCAGUCGGUCCUUCUUACUUGGCUGUUGUAGGCAAUCAGGAAACUAGCAAUAAUUUGGCAUUCUACGCUCGUUCUGCAUUCGGCCAGUCUGCUGAAUCAUUUUGGAUAGGCCUCAGUAGAAAUGGAUCUUCUGGAUCCUUGUCCUGGGAUAACGGAUUCCCAGUGAUUUAUACCAAUUUUGGAAGUAAGGUUGGAAACAACUACUUCACCGAGAAAAUCUCCAAUUCAAAAUGGGUCACACCGGGAGAUAACGAGACGAAUUACUUUGUGUGUAGCUACGAUCCAACUGUACAACCAGUGACACAAAAGGCUACAACUCCAGGAACAACCACCACAGCUGCCAACGUCAACUGUCAAUUUGGAGCUAGACAGACUGUCCUUUUUGCCUAUUCAAACGACUUCGAGCCAUAUAUUGUGCAGAACACAUUCAGUAAUUCUAUUUUGUAUAAACAACAGGUUACAUUUGCAAUUAUAAGAUUUGAUACACGUCAGCCACAAAGCAUAAUGUACUUUAACGAUUACAACCAAGCCUUAGCAUACGUUCGCAAUCAUUUACCCGAUUAUAAGUUGGGAUUCCAAGAAAGUACGACAGGAAGUGAUGUAUUGGAUGUUAUUAAUAACUUUUACAACAACUCCUCCGCUUGUGCAUCAGUCGUCAUGGUUUUGUCAAAACGUUAUCCUAACACCCCGGAUAUUUCAAGAACAGUGGCUAAAGUCCGUCAAUAUCAUGGAAUCGUAAACUUUCUUGCUUCCAAUGUCCCAUUCGGUGGCUCACAGUCCCAAGUGCUCUUUGAUCUUGCGUCACAGACAAAUGGACUCUACGGUAUCGAGCAAGACUCACUGUUCUCCAAGAGAAUUUUAUAUAUGCCCCUACGAACAAGAUAUCCAAUAUAUGCCGUCAAUGCUAAAGUAUCAGGAGAGGGGUUUCAAGUGCUUCCUCCAAUGUCUGUGCCACAAUUUGAUGAUUUCCUAAUAAUGGUUUCAGUUCAAAGCCAUUUGCCAGUUAGCAAUGUUCAAUAUGUAAACCUUAAAUGGUAUAACCCAUCUUUUCCAUACUCGGACAAGUUUGAGAUGCAACCUGUUUAUUGGGAUUCCAAUACUAAUUACAACACAUUAACAAUUGGACUUUCUCAAAAUGUCUAUAACAUGACCAUCGAUUAUAUCUACACAAACACCGAUGUCGAAACAAUGCAAAUCCGCUUAUACAGUUCCUACUUUACCAACUAUUGGCUGCCGUAUUCAAAUUGAGAUGCGUUUUACAAUUAUCUUUCAGAAUACAUUAAUGAAAUAUUUUUUGCCCGUU
Molecule: messenger RNA, 1465 nt
Organism: Caenorhabditis elegans
Lineage: Eukaryota; Metazoa; Nematoda; Chromadorea; Rhabditida; Rhabditidae
Gene: clec-71
Product: C-type lectin domain-containing protein
Exons: 9
Coding region: 7-1410 (467 amino acids)
Molecular function (GO): carbohydrate binding
Source: RefSeq, marked reviewed